GCCAGCACAGGGUCCCGCCAGCUCCUGGGAACCUGAGGGCGCCCGUAGAGCCACAGAGAGACACGAUCCAGGAGGGGGAACCAUCGCCAGGAACAUGCAGUGAGAGAGGAGAGGCCAGCACUGCGAAGGAAAAGCUCUCGAUUUUGUUUUCAGAAAUCCGGUCCAGCUUGAGAGGACUCGCCGUGCAGCAUCAUGGGAACCUCCGCUGUCAAGGCGUCUCUGCCCCAGACACUGCUCGUCUUUCUGCUGUGUGUCGUCUGCGCUCACUGCCAGGAGGAGGAUUAUUCUGGAAACCACUCGGGUGAGGAUCACACCUUUGAAGGCUCUGUCCUCGACCCCUAUGACCACUUGAGGCCCCACCAACCUGAGUCUAACAUCUAUGACGAGGACCAGCGUCCCGAGGAGGAUGACUACGACCCCUACGGACCCGCCCCCACCCACGUCACUAUGAUCACAGAGGACGCCUACCCUUAUGUCACCACCACUGAGUCCCACUACGCCAAGGAGGACAAGCUGGGCCGAAGGAAGGUACCAUUCAGGCCCCAAGGACCCGAGACAGGGUCGUCUGAAGAGUCGGGGGGUGACGCGGCCCUCGGUGAGGAGGGGCCUACUGAAUGUGACUGUGAACCCGGAGAGCCUGGAUUCGCUGGCUUUGCUGGACCAAAGGGCUCCCGAGGCCUGCAUGGCAAAACAGGAGGGCCAGGACACCAAGGCAGAGAGGGCUACAAAGGAACUAAAGGAGUGCAGGGGAGAAGAGGAAGCGGCGGGGCAGUGGGUGAUCCUGGACCUGAAGGCGAAGAAGGAGGUUCUGGUUUCUCUGGAGCCAUGGGAGAACCGGGACUUUUAGGAGCCCUGGGUGAGGGUGGAGAGGCGGGUCUAAAGGGUGACAUCGGCAUGGAGGGUCCUCGCGGAGGCGUUGGAGGUCGUGCUAACCCCGGCUCCGUCGGUGAUCCCGGCACCCCAGGAUCAAGCGGAGGUAAAGGUAUCAAGGGGUCCUUUGGAAAGGAGGGCAAAGUGGGCACUCAAGGACCAGAUGGCCAAAAGGGCCAGACUGGAGCGCCUGGGUUCCCAGGAGAUGUUGGUGAUAGAGGCUACAAUGGAUACCCUGGACAGACGGGAGACCACGGGCCUGUUGGACCAAAGGGCAGCCAAGGUUUAGGUGGCACUCCAGGCAUUGAUGGCGACCCUGGAGAAGAUGGACCCAUCGGUGUCCCGGGACUGAUGGGAGAGCCAGGUUUCUUUGGUCCCAAGGGCAGCAAAGGAGACCGUGGCGUGAAAGGACCUCGAGGCAGAGUGGGCUCUGUGGGACCUGGAGGAGAGCAAGGAGACGCUGGAAUACCCGGCAAGCCAGGACCAAAUGGCUUGCAGGGCCCCAUUGGCGCCAAAGGUGAGACUGGACCAGAUGGCGAUUCGGGUGCAAAGGGAAGGAAUGGCAUAAAAGGCCAGAAAGCACAGAAGGGCGCCGCGGGCGACCGCGGAGACAAAGGCCAGCGGGGAACAAAAGGUGCAUCUGGACGUACCGGAAACGCUGGUCCAGUGGGUCCGCCGGGCAUCCCGGGGACCCGGGGAACCCGCGGCCCAUUGGGAGACCCUGGUGUCAAAGGUCAAACUGGACCCAAAGGAGCGCAAGGUCUCACCGGUCCCGGUCUGACCGACGAGCAGGUCCUGCAGCUCUGUCGGGGCGUGGUCACGUCCCAGAUCUCGCAGUACGCCUCGUCCAUCCGGGCCAAGUGCUCACAGGGCUGCCCUGUCAACAACCGAACGCUCAUCGGGCCCCCGGGCGCCAAAGGCCCCUCGGGACCACCCGGCAAAACGGGUAAAGCGGGGAAAGCUGGAUUCAAAGGGGGCCGAGGUGUUCAGGGAGACCGAGGCCUGGAGGGAGACAAAGGAGCGCAGGGUGAAGGAGGCAAAAAAGGAGCUAAAGGUGUUGGCGGCGACGCAGGAAAAGGCUUCCCAGGACUUGAUGGACCACAAGGGGCCACCGGUUUUCCUGGCGAGCCCGGAGUGGCCAAAAACGGCAUGGAAGGUCAACGCGGUCCGCGUGGCUUCCCAGGUCCCAUCGGUGUUACCGGCAUGCUCGGAAACGCCGGCGUUCCUGGUUUCUGCGAGGCUCGGGACUGCAGCAUCCACGCGCCGGUGAUGCGCAAAGAGCAGGGCCUGGUCAAAGGACCCAGGAGCUCCCACAUUUGAACACCGGGAGACGAGAGGGCCGCACGGCCCCCCAGGUCAAAGUUCAUCUUUUGGAACGUUGCAGCUGAGCAGGCAGAUGAAGAAAGGGAAAAAAAAUUAAAAAAAUUUUUAUUUUUUAAAUCGAACUACAUUAUUUAAGCUUUACUGUUGAAAAUGUCAGUGGGCAAAGUACAGGCCCUAACGGGCGCGCUAAACAAGCAGGAAGACUUUUACUUUGAGAGGUUGGCUAAAAAUCCAAACAAUAAAAGAAUGCUAGCAGGAACAUCCAUUUCAAGUCGACAUAAGUAGCAAAUACUGUGUAAAUAUGAUGUAAAGUAUCUCAAAUACAUGUACUACUGUGAUCUGA
Molecule: messenger RNA, 2536 nt
Organism: Entelurus aequoreus (snake pipefish)
Lineage: Eukaryota; Metazoa; Chordata; Actinopteri; Syngnathiformes; Syngnathidae
Exons: 26
Coding region: 193-2190 (665 amino acids)
Source: RefSeq, a predicted model, not a curated record